CAUCCUCAAAAGAAUAAAAAAAAUGCUUCCCAAAAGACUCGUCUCCAUGAAAAAACUAGCCAGGAAACUUAAGUCAACGACCAAUGUCGUCGAUUUCUCCGGCGAGCCGCGAUGGCGGCGCUACGAGUGCUUGCACAGCAGCGAUCAUCGCACCAUUUCGAUGACGGGGACUUUCGUCGUGUACGUGGGCGAAGAUAGGCGGAGGUUCACCGUCCCGAUGAACUACCUAUCGCAUCCGUUAUUCAAAAUUUUGCUCGACAAGGCGUACGACGAAUUUGGCUUCGACCAACAAAACGGGCUCGUUUUCCCGUGUAGUGUCGCCGCAUUUCAAGAAGUGAUCACCGCCGUCGAAUGCUGCAACGGGAUGUUCGAGUUCGGAGAGUUGGUCGAGAAUCUUAAGAUAUUUUAGAU
Molecule: messenger RNA, 411 nt
Organism: Andrographis paniculata
Lineage: Eukaryota; Viridiplantae; Streptophyta; Magnoliopsida; Lamiales; Acanthaceae
Product: protein SMALL AUXIN UP-REGULATED RNA 54-like
Exons: 1
Coding region: 23-409 (128 amino acids)
Biological process (GO): response to auxin
Source: RefSeq, a predicted model, not a curated record